AUGUAUACAAUCGUCCUCUUCCCUAGAGAUAUUUAUCAGAUUCUUACAUCUGGACGGAUUGUCUACUCAGACAUCGAAAGACGUGAUAGAAAACGAGAACUGAGAUGCAUGGAUUACAACUCUUUGUUACCCAUGCUUGUGUUAUACUUGGAUUUCAGCAUGCAUGUGGUGGAAACCAGAAAUGCAACAAAAGAGGAAAUGAGGUCUGACUAUUUUAAUCUGAACAAGGUAUCUAAAUUUUUGGUUACCAAGCAUCCUGCUGUGGCACCAUCUAUGUGUAGAUACACGAAUGUUAAUGUAAUGCAAGAUAUUAGAGGCAAACUAACAGACCUAAUGCAGCAUUUGGAUGUACAAGCACAGAUUUUUCGGUGCUUUAUGGUCAAAGAACUUAGAGGCAGUACAUAUAGGUGCUUUACAUUUGAAAUAAAUGGUAAAGUUCUGCGUUUCGGCCUUAGAGAAUUUGCACUGAUCACUGGGCUAGAUUGUGUCUCUGAUGAAAACGAUUUUGUUUAUGAUAACUCAAAACCGAAUAGGCUUAUGGUUGAAUAUUUUGGUAGAAAUGAGGAGAACCAACUGCCAGUUAAAAGACAUGAGCUUAUUGAGUGUUUCAGCAAGACAUUUUGGGAUGAUAAAGGGGAUGACACAGUCAAGAUAGCAAUAUUGUAUUUCAUAAAUACGUGGGUACAUUGUGGUGAGCCAAACUCAACAAACAUACCAAGGAUCCAUUUUGAUGUUGUAGAGGACGGGAGAUAUAAUGAGUAUCCUUGGGGUAAAGAUUCGUUUAGAGAGUUGGUUGUAAGCAUCGAGCAGAAAUAUGCUGAUUUUAAGAGAUAUUAUAGGAUUCAUGGGUUGCCACUUGCUAUGCAAGUCUGGUUGUAUGAAUGUUGCUCAAAAGUCCCGUCCACCAUUGCAGUUAAGACGGGAGAUUUAGUUCCUAGAAUUUUGAACUGGCGGACUACGGAAGGAAAACCAGAAUUCAAGAGAUUGAUGGAUGGCAUGUUCAGAGACGACAAAAACCCGUCUUGUAGAUUUGAGGAAGUUGUGCCAACACCCCAUGAGUUGGAAACUCUUAAUUUGCCUCCUGUUGCACCUGAUAUACCAGACGUCAAACAUGGGGUUGAUGGUGUACAUGGUACUGAUUUGGUAGACGAUGAUUACAAUAAUUUUAGCACCACACCACCGCAUCUGUCCAGUGGCAAACAACAACAAAGGAGUGCCAAUCCUGAUUCCCCGCGAUGCAAGAAACGGACACAGAUUCCCGUUUCUGUUUCUCCUUCCGGAAACAACCAUCACGGAAUGAAUCUUGGAUAA
Molecule: messenger RNA, 1311 nt
Organism: Lycium ferocissimum
Lineage: Eukaryota; Viridiplantae; Streptophyta; Magnoliopsida; Solanales; Solanaceae
Exons: 5
Coding region: 1-1311 (436 amino acids)
Source: RefSeq, a predicted model, not a curated record